Messenger RNA from Lampris incognitus (smalleye Pacific opah), 1404 nucleotides. RefSeq names its product proteasome 20S subunit alpha 5 (gene psma5). Gene Ontology annotation, biological process: proteasome-mediated ubiquitin-dependent protein catabolic process. The record is from RefSeq and is a predicted model, not a curated record. Gene Ontology annotation, cellular component: nucleus; proteasome core complex; proteasome core complex, alpha-subunit complex. The coding region runs from base 283 to 1068 and encodes 261 amino acids. Lineage: Eukaryota; Metazoa; Chordata; Actinopteri; Lampriformes; Lampridae. The transcript is spliced from 10 exons.
AGAGGGAAAGAAAAAGGGGGGGGAAACGGUAGAAAAGUGUGUCGCAUGCUGCGCAGACUGAGACGGAACGGCUGACGCACUGACGACAAAAACAGAUCCCCUAACCCCAGACACUUUAUAUACCAACACACACACACACACACACACACACACACACACACACACACACACACACACACACACACACACACACACACAGGGGGGCUCUCACAAUGUGAUGAAAGGAAAUGCCAUAAGGACAGGGUCUGUCUGGUUGGUUUGUGAGGAUGGGGGAGCCAUGACAUGGAGGUGUGUGCCAGGGGACACUGGAGACAGCUCGGCUGUGAGGUUCUUCUUCUGAAAAUGUUUCUGACAAGAUCGGAGUAUGACAGAGGGGUGAAUACAUUCUCUCCUGAAGGAAGAUUGUUCCAGGUUGAAUAUGCUAUCGAGGCUAUUAAGCUUGGUUCCACAGCCAUAGGCAUCCAGACGUCAGAGGGAGUUUGUCUUGCCGUGGAGAAGAGGAUCACCUCUCCUCUUAUGGAGCCCAGCAGCAUUGAGAAGAUUGUGGAAAUUGACAGUCACAUUGGUUGUGCGAUGAGUGGCCUGAUAGCUGAUGCCAAGACUCUAAUCGAUAAAGCACGGGUGGAAACACAAAACCAUUGGUUCACCUACAAUGAAACGAUGACCGUCGAGAGUGUAACUCAGGCUGUGUCCAACCUGGCUCUUCAGUUUGGAGAGGAAGAUGCAGACCCUGGUGCCAUGAGUCGGCCCUUUGGUGUAGCACUCCUUUUUGGGGGACUGGAUGAGAAAGGACCCCAGCUUUACCACAUGGACCCAUCAGGCACCUUUGUGCAGUGUGACGCCCGGGCCAUUGGCUCAGCCUCUGAGGGAGCCCAGAGCUCCCUACAAGAGGUCUAUCACAAGUCCAUGACAUUAAAAGAUGCCAUCAAGUCAUCUCUCACCAUCCUGAAGCAGGUGAUGGAGGAGAAGCUCAACGCCACCAACAUUGAGCUGGCCACAAUAGAGCCAGGGAAGACCUUCCACAUGUAUUCCAAAGAGGAGCUGGAGGAUGUGAUCAAGGACAUCUAAAGCAGAGGAGGACUUGAAGUCACUUUUUGAGGUCUAGAGUGGAAAGGGGAGUCAACGAGGGGUGAAAGGAACAACACAACACACCCACAUCUUUCCAAUGGCACUCUCUCCCUCUGGCUGCAUUCAGAGGUCCCUGGUUUGGAUAGAGGCUUCUCUUUGCAUUGUGUUUAUUUACUUGUUUCUCAAUACUGCAGAUUUCUACAUUUCUGUACAGAAGUCAGAUCCGUGCUUAAAACUAAGCAACAGCAACAUAUGGGGGGAGGGGGUAAUUUUUGUUACGAAUCAGUGCUGCAAAUAAACUGUUAUAUUCUAAAGAUGAUUUGAAUUAAUGUAUUC